Molecule: messenger RNA, 468 nt
Organism: Necator americanus (New World hookworm)
Lineage: Eukaryota; Metazoa; Nematoda; Chromadorea; Rhabditida; Ancylostomatidae
Exons: 6
Coding region: 1-468 (155 amino acids)
Source: RefSeq, a predicted model, not a curated record
AUGGACUUGGUCAUUCGAUGUUUGUAUAGGAUUUUCUGGAGUGAUCCACGGAAACACUUUUUGUUCCUGUCUAUGUGUUUAUUUCCUACGUGUUUUUACGUGAACCGUCAUCAAAUCGAAACUGUGAUUAUGGGCUUAGAUGCAAGCAUAGCUCCGAACGCUGCUGGUCGAAUCCAAGACUUGUCUAGUGUACAAACUUUGAUGGAUCUCAAUCAUGUUGCUUCUAUUCUCCGCGGCGGAACUCUUCCCCGUCAAUCUCGAAUCCUCACCGCGACCUCUCUUAUUUUAACGGGAUUUUACUGCUCUAUAUGUUUUAUCGUUCUCAAAAACAUCUACUUCUUUCCCCUGGCUCUUUCAAAGAUAUACGCUAACGGUCGGUGUUCGACGCUACUGUUGCUGAUAUCAAACUGUCUUGCAACGUACUCCACGGCCAUCACCAUCCUGGCGCCAUCAAUCGUAAAUCUGUAG